UCAGCAAAAAAUGGCCCUAGUGCACCAUGUUUGGCCCACUAAAAUAAAAUAAAAUUUUUAAAAAACACGGGAAAAAACCAGCAUAGGGUUGGAUUUGCCCACAGAUCUUUACGAAUCUUUCCCCACCAUUCCCUAAUGCACCGCCACCUUUCCUGAGCCAUCCGAGUAUUGGAUCCGCGGUUCGAUCGCGGAAAACUUAUCUUUGAAGACGAACGAGGCUCUGCAUGUCGGUUAAAGUGCGCUAUGUGCGCGGUACUUUCCAGGUUUAUGACUCCCCUCUCUUUCUCUCUUCUGUACCAAAACGACGAGCUUAUGCUCACUCCUCACAAACCCUAAUUUCGUUCGAUCUUAUUCAUUUCCCCAAAACUCCAAACCCCCAAACUCGACAUUCCUCUUCUUUUUCUUCAAGUUCAUCAGACUUUGAUUGCUUGAAUCAGUUUUCCCCAUUUUGUAACUCUAAUAAAGCAGCUGCCAACGAUUCUUUGAACUUUGUUAAUUCGAACGAACGCCGUAGAAUCAUUGUUGGCCUAUCAAAGAUAAUCAAGUUGAAACAUGGAUAUUUAUUGCGGGGUUUUUCUGACAAGUUUUGUCCAUUUUUCAUGGUAAGAAUCAUGAACCUUUUCGGAACCAGAAAGACCGCUUUUGCAUUCUUUAAAUUUGCAUUUAGGGAUGAUUCUGAGAGUACUGUUAGAUCUUCUUGCAUUGUUGCGCAUAUUUUAGCUGCUCAGAACCUCAAGUUUCUUGCUCAAGAUGUGGUUUCCUGGGUGAUUAGGAGAAUUGGGGAAAGUAGGAGUCAGGAUUUGGUGGAGUUUAUGUGGGCAGGUCAUCAUAAAUAUGAGUCGGAUUUCUCUGUUCUUGAUACGCUUAUGCGGGCUUUUUUGAUUGUAGACAUGGGUUCACGGGCGUUGGACAUUUUGAGUAGGAUGAGGGAGGUAGGCGUGGUGCCAAGUUUAUCUGCAAUGACAAUACUUUUUAAGUUUUUGCUUAGAGUUGGUGAUUAUGGUAGCGUGUGGAAGCUGUUUAGGGAUAUGAUUCGUGAAGGACCUUGUCCUUCUAAUUAUACUUUCAAUGCAAUGAUUCAUGGCUUUUGCAGAAAGGGUCAUCUUAGGAUUGGAGAGAGUUUGCUUAAUGUGAUGGAGAAGUUUAAAUGCAAUCCUGAUGUUUAUGCAUAUAAUAUUCUGAUUAAUGCUAAUUGCAUUAGUGGACGGACUUCGAAUGCACUUGCUUGGGUCCAUUUGAUGAUAGAGAGGGGUUGUAAGCCAAGCAUUUUUACAUUUAAUACAAUUGUUAAUGCCUUGUGUUCCGAGGGAAAUGUGAUGGAAGCAAGAAAGGUUUUUAAUGAGAUUCAAGAGCUGGGUCUUUCUCCUAAUGUUGGAAUUUAUAAUUCCAUGAUCAAUGGGUAUGUUAAGGCAAGGGAUGUUGGUCAGGCAAACAUGCUUUACGAAGAAAUGAGAUCAAAGGGUAUAAUUCCUGAUGCCGUAACUUUUAAUAUUUUGGUUGCAGGGCAUUUCAAGUAUGGCCAGGAGGAUGACGGAGAUAGGUUGUUGAGAGAAUUAUCGACAAUGGAUAUGCUUCCAGAUCAUUCAUUGUGUGAUAUUUCAGUUGCUGGGUUAUGUUGGGCAGGUCGUUUGGAUGAAGCCAUGGAAUUUUUACAGAAUCUGCUUGAGAAAGGGAUGACACCAAGUGUUGUUGCUUUUAACUCUGUUAUUGCAGCAUAUAGUAGGGCAGGCUUAGAAGAUGAUGCCUACAAAGUCUACAAACUUAUGCUGAGAUUCAGCCUGGCCCCCUCAUCUUCCACAUGUAGUUCUUUGCUCAUGGGUUUGUCCAAGAAGGGGAGGCUGCAGGAAGCAAGGGAGCUUUUGUAUAAGAUGAUGGAGAAGGGUUUUCCCAUCAAUAGAGUGGCUUUUACUGUGCUUUUGGAUGGCUACCUCAAGAAGGGAGAUUUAGCAGGGGCUCUAGAUCUUUGGAAUGAAAUGCAAUGUAGAGCGAUAUCUCCUGAUGCUGUUGCAUUCUCAGCCUUUAUCAAUGGACUUUCCAAAGCUGGUCGAAUGGAGGAGGCAUAUGGUUUGUUUCUUGAAAUGUCAAACAAAGGAUUAAUGCCAAAUAAUUUUGUAUAUAACUCCUUGAUUGGUGGGUUUUGUAACCAUGGAAAGAUACAUGAAGCGCUGAAAUUGGAAAGAGAAAUGAGGCAAAAGGGUCUUCUUCCCGAUAUUUUUACGUCCAAUAUCAUUAUUAAUGGAUUUUGUAAACAUGCCAGGAUGAAGUCAGCAUUUGAUGCAUUUAUGGUCAUUGAUCGGGCAGGGUUGGUCCCAGAUAUUGUAACAUACAACACUCUGAUUGGUGGGUAUUGUGAAGCAUUUGACAUGGUUAAAGUGGAUCAGUUUAUGAAUAACAUGUAUGCUAAUGGGUGGGAACCAGACAUCACAACCUAUAACAUACGAAUUCAUGGUUUCUGUAGUAGUCGAAAGAUGAGUAGAGCUGUAAUGCUGCUGGAUGAACUUCUUUCAGCAGGUAUUGUUCCAAACACUGUGACAUACAACACUAUGAUGAAUGGUGUUUGUAAAGACAUACUGGAUCGUGCUAUGAUCAUAACUGCAAAAUUGCUUAAGAUGGCGUUUAUUCCAAAUGUCAUUACUACUAAUGUAUUAUUGUCCCAUUUUUGCAAGCAGGGGAUGCCUCAAAGGGCACUACUGUGGUGUCAGAAGCUAAGUGAGAUUUCCUUUGAAUUUGAUGAGGUUUCUUCUAAAAUAAUGGAUCAAGCUUACCGAGACAUACAAGAAGAUGUUGAGUUUUUUAGAGUAACAUCUGGAAAAGGCCUUCUCCUAGAAUUUCUCAUGUGCGUUACGUAUGAUUAUUUCUCUAGAAGCAGGCAUAAGCAGAAAACGAGUCCAGAGUCUCUUAAAUUGAUUGUGUGAUCCGAAGUGGCAUUUUAGUAAUUUAAUAACUACAGGAGCACUCUACAUCUGGCAUUAAUUGAACAUAAAAAGUGGGAACAGUUGGUAAGGAUGUGAAUGAUGGUUGAGAUGAUUGCAGCGGUCUAUCUGAGUUGCUUGCUGCACUUGCAACAAAAUGUGUUAAACUGAAAACACCAGAAGGAGAAAGUAGAAGCAAAGAACAGAGGUAUGGAAGACAUGCUGCCCUUGGGACUGAUUUACAAUUGCCGCCACUGAAACGUAAAAUGCUUUUUUUU
Messenger RNA from Durio zibethinus, 3190 nucleotides. RefSeq lists its product as uncharacterized. Gene Ontology annotation, molecular function: protein binding; mRNA binding. Lineage: Eukaryota; Viridiplantae; Streptophyta; Magnoliopsida; Malvales; Malvaceae. The record is from RefSeq and is a predicted model, not a curated record.